Ceutorhynchus assimilis (cabbage seed weevil) is the source of this 1794-nucleotide messenger RNA. NCBI's taxonomy places the organism in Eukaryota, Metazoa, Arthropoda, Insecta, Coleoptera, Curculionidae. The record is from the annotation of a GenBank genome assembly.
AUGAUUUUAAUUGACAAGCUUGAGGAAAGAACAAAUGUCAAAAUUCCAAUUGUAAAUCAAGUAAAUUCAACUGUAAAGGAAAUAAAUUUAAUUGACAUCGAAAAUAAUGAUAUCGGGGCACAGUCUCAAAAUGUUCCUUUCUCUGCUGAAGAAUAUGUUAACUCUUUUUCUGAAACUAGUUUUUCUCAAGAUAAUCAAAGACGCGUUAAAAUAAUUUCAAAUGUUUUAUUGAAUUCACAGACACCUAAUCAAGGUGAUACUGAUAGUAGUGAUUCAGAAUUAAAUCUUGAGGACGAUAUGUUGAAUAUUUGUAGUUCAUAUUUCAAAUCGUUGGAAAAUGAUCCUAAAACUGAUAACGUUGAAAACAAAGGAACUGACUUUGUUUAUCCUUCAUUAAAGGGUUAUAACUUUGAUAGGUCUCAUAAAGAUCAAGCUAUGCCUCAGAAUUUACCGAACAGUAAAAAUCUUCUUAAUGAUGCUAACGGUCAAAAUUUUGUACAGACUGAGUUCAAUAAACCAAUCAACAGUCAAUAUCCUUUUAGUGUGCCUAUUGACAACAAUACAAACUUCAACAGUGUUCCAAAUCUUGUCAAUUUUAAUAGUGAUCCUAACAGUUUUCAGGACUUUCAGAAUUAUGUGAAUCCUCAAUUUCAAGUACCAUAUCAAUCAGGACAAAAUAAUCAAUUUUUCAGACCACCCAAUUUUCAAGGUUUCAACUACCAAUCUCAGUUUCCCGAGCAGUUUCCUCAACAUCGUUAUGUUCAGCCUUCAAGAUUUCCAAAUUUUCACAGUUCCAAUUUGCAAUCUCAAUAUCCUAAUUUUGCUCAACAUAGUUCUCAUUAUUUCAAUAAUUCUAGAAUUCCAGCCUUCGAUAGAAUCAAUUUAAAGUUUGGUGGUAAAGGUCAAAGUCUACACAGUUUUCUGGAAAAGGUGGAAGAAUUUUCUCUGUCUCAUAGAAUUUCUAGGGAGCACUUGCUCAAUUUUGCUCAUGAAUUUUUCGAAGGAGAUGCAUUAAUUUGGUAUCGAUCAAUCAGAAGUCAAAUUUUCACUUGGAAUGAUUUAAUUUACAGAUUGCGUUUGGAUUUCUUACCUGUAGAUUUCGAAGUAGCUUUUUGGGAUGAAGUUCGUGCGCGUACUCAAGGUAGUAAUGAGAGGCCCUUGAUUUAUAUUGGCAUCAUGGAAAAUUUAUUCAAACGAUUUAUCAACCCUGUUGAUGAGGGUACACAACUUCGACUCAUUAUGAGAAAUCUUCUGCCAUAUUACCAACAGCAACUGGUCUUACGUCAACCUAUCUUACUUCUAGAACUAAAAAGUCUUUGUCGUAUUUUGGAGGAUACCAAACUGCGUUCCGAAUCAUUUCAAGGUCCACCCUUGUGUAAUACUUCCACUCUUGAACCUGAACUUGCAUAUAGGAGGGAUAUUUCUGAUAACAACCAUCAUGUGAAAUUUCAACACUCGAAUAAGCCAAAAUUUGGAACAAACGAAAUAAAUAUAUCACAACCAAGUGUUAGUUCUGAAUCACAAGAUGAUUUAGUUAAUUUUGAAGCUCAAGAUAACUGCCUAAAAAUUGAUAAUCAAAACUCCAAAGUGGAGGUUUUGAAUUUGGCUUCUACUAAGUGUUGGAAUUGUGAUCAAAUGGGUCAUGCAUUUCCAAGUUGCAAACUGAAAAGAAAUGUGUUCUGUUUUAGUUGUGGAAAGAAAAACAUAACAAAACCAAAAUGUCCAAAUUGCAAGUCAAAAAACGGAGAUCAGGCAAUUUCAAAUUCGGUAGAAGUUGCCACGAAACAAAGUUAA